AUGCUCGCGUCCCGACAGGUUCUGGGCAACCUUGCCCGGGGCCGCGUCCUCGGCGGCGUUGCCGGUGGCGCUCGUCGCCUGGCUACCGUCUCUGACUCUGCCCUUGACCGUAAGGUCCGCCAGAACAACUGGGAGGAGAACAACUUCAUCAACUACAAGAAGAUGUCUGAGAACCUCGCCAUCGUCCGCGGACGCCUGAACCGCCCUCUCACCUAUGCUGAGAAGAUCCUCUAUUCCCACCUGGAUGACCCCCACGGUCAGGAGAUUCAGCGGGGCAAGUCCUAUCUGAAGCUGCGCCCGGAUCGCGUUGCCUGCCAGGAUGCCACCGCCCAAAUGGCCAUCCUGCAGUUCAUGUCUGCUGGCAUGGAUCAGGUGGCGAAUCCCACCACCGUCCACUGCGACCACUUGAUCGAGGCCCAGAUCGGCGGCGAGAAGGACCUCGCUCGCGCCAUCAGCAUCAACAAGGAGGUCUACGAUUUCCUGUCUUCUGCCUGUGCCAAGUACAACAUUGGCUUCUGGCGUCCCGGCUCCGGUAUCAUUCACCAGAUCAUCCUCGAAAACUAUGCAUUCCCCGGUGGACUUCUCAUCGGCACGGACUCGCAUACCCCUAACGGCGGAGGCCUUGGCAUGUGCGCCAUUGGUGUCGGUGGUGCCGAUGCUGUCGAUGUCAUGGCCAAUCUUCCCUGGGAGCUGAAGGCCCCCAACGUCAUUGGUGUGAAGCUCACCGGCAACAUGUCGGGCUGGACUUCGCCCAAGGAUAUCAUCCUCAAGGUUGCCGACAUCCUCACCGUCAAGGGUGGCACCGGUGCCAUUGUUGAGUACCAUGGCCCCGGUGUUGACAAUAUCAGCGCCACAGGCAUGGCCACCAUUUGCAACAUGGGUGCUGAGAUUGGCGCAACAACUUCUCUGUUCCCCUUCAACGACCGCAUGUACGAUUACCUGUCGGCAACGAAGCGCAAGGACAUUGGCGACUUCUCCCGCGCCUACGCCGCCGAGCUGCGUGAGGACCAGGGUGCCGAGUACGAUCAGCUGAUUGAGAUCAACCUGUCCGAGCUUGAGCCUCACAUCAAUGGGCCCUUCACCCCUGACCUGGGUACUCCGAUCUCCAAGUUCAGCCAGGCUGUUAAGGAGAACGGCUGGCCUGAGGAGCUGAAGGUUGGCCUCAUUGGCUCGUGCACCAACUCUUCCUACGAAGACAUGUCCCGUGCUGCCUCGAUCGCCCGGGACGCCCUCGACCACGGCCUCAAGGCCAAGUCUGUCUUCACUGUCACGCCUGGCUCCGAGCAGAUCCGCGCCACCAUCGAGCGCGAUGGUCAGCUGCAGACCUUUGAGGAGUUUGGCGGCAUUGUCCUUGCCAACGCCUGCGGUCCCUGCAUUGGCCAGUGGGACCGCCAGGAUGUCAAGAAGGGCGAGGCCAACUCCAUCCUCUCGUCGUACAACCGUAACUUCACCGGCCGCAACGACGGCAACCCUGCUACCCACUCUUUCGUCACCUCCCCCGACCUGGUCGUGGCGCUGACCAUUGCCGGCUCGCUGCACUUCAACCCCCUCACCGACAAGCUCAAGGACAAGGAUGGCAAUGAGUUUAUGCUGAAGCCUCCCACGGGCAACGGGCUCCCCCCCCGCGGCUACGACCCCGGCAACGACACCUACCAGGCGCCGCCCAAGGAGCGUGCUGGUGUCACUGUUCAGGUGGCUCCUACGUCGGAUCGUCUGCAGAUCCUUCAGCCUUUCCAGCCCUGGGACGGCAAGGACGCCAAGGACAUUCCCAUCCUGAUCAAGGCGCAGGGCAAGACCACGACUGAUCACAUCUCCAUGGCCGGCCCUUGGCUGAAGUACCGUGGCCACCUGGACAACAUCUCCAACAACAUGCUCAUCGGCGCCAUCAACGAGGCCAACGGCGAGGCAAACAAGAUCAAGAACGUCACCACUGGCGACUGGGAUGCUGUGCCUGCCGUCGCCCGUGACUACAAGAAGAAGGGCAUCAAGUGGGUUGUUAUUGGCGACUGGAACUACGGCGAGGGCAGCUCGCGUGAGCAUGCCGCUCUGGAGCCCCGUCACCUUGGUGGCCUCGCCAUCAUCACUCGCAGCUUUGCUCGUAUCCACGAGACCAACUUGAAGAAGCAGGGCAUGCUGCCCCUUACCUUCGCCGAGCCGGCCGAUUAUGACAAGAUUAAGCCUGAGGACAAGGUCGACAUUCUCUGCACCCAGCUUGCCGUUGGCAAGCCCGUGACCAUGGUUGUUCACCCCAAGGAUGGCAAGUCCUUCGAGGUUCAGCUGCAGCACACGUUCAAUGAGGCCCAGAUUGAGUGGUUCAAGAACGGAAGUGCGCUCAACACCAUGGCCAAGGCCACCAAGUAA
Molecule: messenger RNA, 2361 nt
Organism: Purpureocillium lilacinum
Lineage: Eukaryota; Fungi; Ascomycota; Sordariomycetes; Hypocreales; Ophiocordycipitaceae
Product: aconitate hydratase mitochondrial
Biological process (GO): tricarboxylic acid cycle
Cellular component (GO): cytosol; mitochondrion
Molecular function (GO): 4 iron, 4 sulfur cluster binding; aconitate hydratase activity
Source: RefSeq, a predicted model, not a curated record